Messenger RNA from Phytophthora infestans T30-4, 1684 nucleotides. RefSeq lists its product as uncharacterized. The coding region runs from base 341 to 1684 and encodes 447 amino acids. NCBI's taxonomy places the organism in Eukaryota, Oomycota, Peronosporomycetes, Peronosporales, Peronosporaceae. The record is from RefSeq and is a predicted model, not a curated record. The transcript has 2 exons.
AUUUUCUCCUACGCGCCUCGCACCCGCUCACCUUAGUUGGCACCGCGGCUAUGGCACCCACGUCGCCCAGCCCCGUGUGUGUUAUCCCAGCGAUGGGCGUGUGUUUCUCCUAUUUUCUCACAUGUAUCUACGCAAAGGAACCGCAGAGUCAUUCAAUUGUUUUUGAGUCGAAACAUCCCAUUUGAGCUUUUAUGGUCUUUAUCGUAACCCUGGAAAAAAAGCAUAUGGCUAACACAGUCUGGUCAGGUGCAGUACAGAGCAGUCGCGAUGCACGGCCUGAGGUCUCUGCCGCCUACGGCUCCUACGUCUGUGACAUAAGAAAAGAGAAGCGCAAGCGGCAAUGCCUGCCCGACGACAAGCGCAGCAACAGGUUCCCGUGCUGGCGAUCUUGUCGCUGCUGGCGUCUGCCGCCUUCGCCUCGGACACUAGUGACUUUUGCAGCUCGGUUACCUCCUGCCUUAAGGAUGGCAGCACCACGUGUGACACGACCACAGGCGAUUGUCCUCCAUGCAUCUACGCGCUCGACAGCACCUACACAUGCUGGGAGAAGGACAAUUCGACCAAUACCUGCCCCUUCACUGGUGUCCGCUACGACUGCUCCGACUCAUGGGGUUCCAAACCGUCCAGCAGCACCAAUAGUGCGAUGUCUUCUUCGACCGACCCGACGGACCCAAUCGCUGGCUCCUCCACUGCUUCCACCUCCUCGUCUUCUGAGGCCAGCACCGACACCUCGAGCUCCACCGGUUUGGGCGGACUGAGUUCUAGUCUCAUCACGUACGGAGCCAUCGGCGUCGGGGCUGUCUUGGUUGUAGUUAUCCUUUGCAUACUCUGUGCUUGGAGGCGCAAGAUGCGACGCCGUCGUGAGGAGAACGUCGCAGCUACAGGUGCCGGCAACUUUGGUCGCAACCGCGCUAUGUCCGACAAGCGCAUGCGUGGCCUGUCGAAGCCCGACGAAGGCUUCACUGGGCCGUACAACAACAUUUUAGACACCAGCAAAGUCAACUACGCAUCCUCCAACAUGAAUGCUGGCUACAGUGGCCGUCGCAAGGGAUCACGCCCAGAUCCGAUGGAUACACAGUCUCACGUGCCCACAGAUGAAUCUCCGCGUAGCUUCGACGGUAUGUUGGCCGAUGCGUCGCAGUCGCCGGCGGUCUUAGGUGGAAACACGCGUGGUUCACGCAAAAGCGGAGGACGCAAUGUCCAGGGAUCCCCCGUUGUCGGAGGCAUCGGCGGGUUCUCAAACGUGAGUGAAUAUGUGCAACAGGACAUUUCCUCGCGCUGCACUGCAACACCGAACGUCUUUGGUGAAUAUCUACGCAUGAAGCAGGAGAUGCAGUAUGAUGAAGCCGACCGCAGUACUAUGGGCGGGAUGAGUGGUGUGAGCUUCAGCGAUACCAUCAGUGACCUGGAUAGCGGCAAGUACUCGUUCCAAUCGUCGCAGGGUAUUGGCCGACCGCCGCAGCGGCGAACAGACUUAGACGGUCGGUCAUCGAUGGCCGACUCACUCACCGACUCCAUCGCGGACUCGGUCACCGACUCGGAAUAUGCCGAGCAAUUGCGUGCUCGCGGAGAGAGCGACUGCUACAGCGAGAUGUCGUACAAUGACGAAAAAUACUCGUUCAGCAGUGUCGACGGUCUCGAUGACAGUCAAGUGCGAGAGGGCAAGCGAGAGGUCGAGAUUUAA